AUGUCCUCGUCUAGCAUACGCGUCCUGACAUUCAAUUGUUGGGGCCUCAAAUAUGUUGCGAAGAAACGCGUAGAGCGCAUCCGAGCUAUUGCAUCGGCCCUGGCUCAAUCUGACCACGACAUCAUUGCACUUCAAGAACUUUGGGUAUACUCAGACUUCGAACAUGUUCGAGCAAGCGUGGAGAAACGCCUACCGUAUGCAAAGUUCUUCUACAGUGGUGCUCUCGGAGCGGGUCUUGCUAUUUUCUCUUGUUUUCCUAUCUUGACCGCGUCCAUCUAUCCCUACUCGCUCAAUGGGCACCCAGUCGAUGUCGGGGCUGGAGACUGGAUGGUAGGAAAGGCUGCUGCGAGCGUGUUAAUCCAGCACCCGGUUCUUGGAGAGGUCGAGGUUUUCAAUACUCAUCUCUUCGCAAAGGGGGCGGAAAUGGCACCAGAGCACAUUCGAGCUCAUAGGCUGGUGAAUGCAUGGGAGUUUGCGAAGCUUGCCCGUAACUCAGCCUCUCUUGGACGUUAUGUCAUUGCGCUAGGUGAUUUCAAUGGCAUCCCACAAUCCCUGCCUAUGAAGAUUGUCCGUGACCAUGCCGAGUUGACUGAUGCGUGGUUACAAUCGCAUGCCGCGCCCACAGAAGUGUCUACGAGCGGUCUCACUCCCAAGACUGCGAUUGAACGAUUCGGUAUAACAGCAGACUCGCCUCUGAAUUCGUACUCCGCUGGGAAAGACCUUGAGCCUUUCGUGAAGAAGACAUUCGGCAAGCGCUUGGAUUAUGUUUUCUUCCGCCAGCCAGUAGAAAGGUACAUGUCCGAACGACCAACGCUGAAAUGCUCGCACUCUCAAGUGGUAUUCACGGACAGGGUACCAGAUCGCACGUUUUCCUUCUCCGAUCACUUUGGACUCGAGGCAACCAUCGACAUCGUCGCUCCGUACGAAAGCGAACCUACAGCACGUACACCGCGUUCAUCUCGUUUAUCUCCUCUUACCGACGAGAUAAUCGCAACAUUUAUUCAAGCGUUGACGGUCUACUACCGCCUCACUCAAUCGCGUUCGCGCAUCGAGUUGACCAUAUUUGCGACAAGUGUUGUUGUGCUUAUUGGUUUAUGUGUUAGCUCGCCUUGGUUUACGGCUUCUUGGAUCACGCCCAUCCUCGUUCUGGUCACCAUUUUGCUUGCAUGGUUAGGCACGACGAUGCUCUAUGCAGGGUUUAUUUACGGAAAUUGGGAGCGCAGAGCGCUCAUGAACGUGAUAGAGGAACUAGAGCUGAUUAAACGUGCAAAUUCAGGGCGACUCAGCCCGUCUACAUCGCUGUCAUGAUCACUUAUUCCUGGAAUUCCUUUCCACAAGUAGAGGUACUCGUUAAGGACAACAUAGCAUAUUUUGCAGUUAAUACUUUCGUUACACGUAGUGGCUACAAGAUGGUAUCAAGAAAAAGAGUCAAAUAUCAAAAUACAC
Fomitiporia mediterranea MF3/22 is the source of this 1446-nucleotide messenger RNA. Its product is annotated as DNase I-like protein. Lineage: Eukaryota; Fungi; Basidiomycota; Agaricomycetes; Hymenochaetales; Hymenochaetaceae. Gene Ontology annotation, cellular component: cytoplasm. The transcript is spliced from 5 exons. The coding region runs from base 1 to 1308 and encodes 435 amino acids. The record is from RefSeq and is a predicted model, not a curated record. Gene Ontology annotation, molecular function: sphingomyelin phosphodiesterase activity.